CCCCCCACCCCACGUGGUAGGAGGUUUCCAGAAUCGCUAGCACCUCUGCGCCGCGCUACCCUCGACCAUCCGAGCGCCUCUUUGCUGUCUCGUACUUCCACCGUCUAGCAGCCAUGAUAAGCGCCAGCCGAGCCGCAGUAUCCCGUCUCGUCGGCACCGCAGCCUCCCGGGGCCCCACAGCCGCCCGCCACCAGGAUGGCUGGAAUGGCCUUAGUCAUGAGGCUUUUAGAAUUGUUUCAAGGCGGGACUAUGCAUCAGAAGCAAUCAAGGGAGCAGUUGUCGGUAUUGAUUUGGGUACUACCAACUCCUGUGUGGCAGUUAUGGAAGGUAAACAAGCAAAGGUGCUAGAGAACGCUGAAGGUGCCAGAACCACCCCUUCAGUUGUAGCCUUUACGGCAGAUGGUGAGCGACUUGUUGGCAUGCCGGCCAAGCGACAGGCUGUCACCAACCCAAACAACACCUUCUAUGCUACCAAGCGUCUUAUUGGUCGGCGAUAUGAUGACCCAGAAGUUCAGAAGGACAUUAAAAAUGUUCCUUUUAAAAUUGUCCGUGCCUCUAAUGGCGAUGCCUGGGUUGAAGCCCAUGGAAAACUCUAUUCCCCAAGUCAGAUUGGAGCAUUUGUGUUGAUGAAGAUGAAAGAGACUGCAGAAAAUUACUUGGGGCAUACAGCAAAAAAUGCUGUGAUCACAGUCCCAGCUUAUUUCAAUGACUCUCAGAGACAGGCCACUAAGGAUGCUGGCCAGAUAUCUGGACUAAAUGUGCUUCGGGUAAUUAAUGAACCCACAGCCGCUGCUCUGGCUUACGGUCUCGACAAAUCAGAAGACAAAAUCAUUGCUGUAUAUGAUUUAGGUGGUGGAACUUUUGAUAUUUCCAUACUGGAAAUUCAGAAAGGAGUAUUUGAGGUGAAAUCCACCAAUGGAGACACUUUCUUAGGUGGUGAAGACUUUGACCAGGCCUUGCUGCGUCACAUUGUGAAGGAGUUCAAGAGAGAGACAGGGGUUGAUUUGACCAAAGACAACAUGGCGCUUCAGAGAGUUCGGGAAGCUGCUGAGAAGGCCAAGUGUGAACUCUCUUCAUCUGUGCAGACGGACAUCAAUUUGCCAUACCUUACAAUGGAUGCUUCUGGACCCAAGCAUUUGAAUAUGAAGCUGACCCGGGCUCAGUUUGAAGGGAUUGUUACUGAUCUAAUCAGAAGGACCAUUGCCCCAUGCCAAAAAGCCAUGCAAGAUGCAGAAGUCAGCAAGAGUGACAUAGGAGAAGUGAUUCUGGUUGGUGGCAUGACUAGGAUGCCCAAGGUUCAGCAGACUGUGCAGGAUCUCUUUGGCCGAGCCCCAAGUAAAGCUGUCAACCCUGACGAGGCUGUGGCCAUAGGGGCUGCCAUUCAGGGAGGUGUGCUGGCUGGUGAUGUAACAGAUGUGCUGCUGCUGGACGUCACUCCCCUGUCUCUGGGUAUUGAGACCCUGGGAGGUGUCUUCACCAAGCUUAUUAACAGGAACACCACUAUUCCAACCAAGAAGAGCCAGGUGUUUUCUACAGCUGCUGAUGGACAGACUCAAGUGGAGAUUAAAGUGUGUCAGGGUGAGAGAGAGAUGGCUGGAGACAACAAACUUCUUGGACAGUUUACUUUGAUUGGAAUUCCCCCAGCCCCUCGUGGAGUCCCUCAGAUUGAAGUUACAUUUGACAUUGAUGCCAAUGGGAUUGUACAUGUUUCUGCCAAAGAUAAGGGUACAGGACGCGAGCAGCAGAUUGUGAUUCAGUCUUCUGGUGGAUUAAGCAAAGAUGAUAUUGAAAAUAUGGUUAAAAAUGCAGAGAAGUAUGCUGAGGAAGACCGGCGAAAGAAGGAACGAGUUGAAGCAGUUAAUAUGGCUGAAGGAAUCAUCCAUGACACAGAGACCAAGAUGGAAGAAUUCAAGGACCAACUGCCUGCUGAUGAAUGCAACAAGCUAAAAGAAGAGAUCUCUAAAAUGAGGGAGCUCCUUGCUCGGAAAGACAGUGAAACGGGCGAAAACAUAAGGCAGGCGGCAUCUUCCCUUCAGCAAGCAUCGUUGAAGCUUUUCGAAAUGGCAUACAAAAAGAUGGCAUCAGAGCGAGAAGGUUCUGGAAGCUCUGGCACUGGGGAGCAAAAGGACAAUCAAAAGGAGGAGAAACAGUAACAGCAGUAAAGUUUGGAGUUGAAAGGACAACAUGCUUGGGAGUGAAGGGAUUUCCUGAGCUGAAACGGGCAAACUUCAGUCUUCUACUGUGUUUUUGCAGUAUUCUAUAUAUAAUUUCCUGAAUAUGUAAAUUUAGUGACCAUUAGCUAAUGAUCAUUUCAUGAGUGACAAGUCCAGCAGUACAAAAUUCACAGUAUUCUGUCCCUAGCCUGUCAUUCUUUUUCAUUUCAGGUGCAUGUAAAGCUGGAAAGAUGACUUAUUGAUCAUUCUAAAGAUGUAACAUUGUUUUUGUGUUGAAGUAGCCAUAUUUUCAAGGGGUGAAAUCUCACAGUGAAGACGGUUGGGUCUGGAAUGAAACCAUAAGGUGAUGAGAUCCUUCUAGUGAUCUGAGUACUGCUGUACCAGCCUGUGUGUAUGUGGAAUUCAUCAACUGAGGCCUUGCAAAGCAAGCCAGCUAUGCCAUGUUGGGAGGAAGGGCAGGGAAAGCUAGAUCAACAGAAAACUGAGCUAAUUAUUUGUUAGAUCCAGCUUUUAAAACAAGUCGCCCAAAUUUUCUGAAGGCAUACUUUCCUAGCUACCCUUUGGCCUUAUGUCUGGCACCUGUGUCCUUGAUGACUGUUCUUUUUGAUCCAUUCUGGACUUUUUUAAAAAAAAUAAAUAGGAAAACCAUCUUGAUCUUUU
This is a messenger RNA of Budorcas taxicolor (takin), 2834 nucleotides long. RefSeq names its product heat shock protein family A (Hsp70) member 9 (gene HSPA9). Lineage: Eukaryota; Metazoa; Chordata; Mammalia; Artiodactyla; Bovidae. Gene Ontology annotation, biological process: protein refolding; cellular response to unfolded protein. The coding region runs from base 114 to 2153 and encodes 679 amino acids. The transcript has 17 exons. Gene Ontology annotation, molecular function: heat shock protein binding; ATP-dependent protein folding chaperone; misfolded protein binding. Gene Ontology annotation, cellular component: mitochondrion; cytoplasm. The record is from RefSeq and is a predicted model, not a curated record.